Durusdinium trenchii is the source of this 1598-nucleotide messenger RNA. NCBI's taxonomy places the organism in Eukaryota, Dinophyceae, Suessiales, Symbiodiniaceae. The record is from the annotation of a GenBank genome assembly.
GAGGGGCUUGAAGGUUCGUUUGUGCCAUGAGCAUUGAUGCCAUUGAAGCCGUUUUUGAUGGAGCAAAUGUGCCGCUGGAGACCUGGCAAACCUUGGCGUUACGGCCGGUGCGGAAGAGGCUGGGUGGUUUACUGGCGGCCACUGGUGCAGCGAUAAACGUGGAGGUGCCGGUGAGGGAGACGGAGGGAAGACUUCGCGAUGCUAAGGCAGUGAGAAGUGGGGAUCGCCAGGUAAAGUUGAGACUUAGUCGAAGAUCAACCUGUGAUGGGAUCGAACCUUUUGCCAUAUUGGGUGCAUCAGUGCAUUUGGUAGAUUCAACUAGUUUUAGCUUGCCAACGCGGGCGGUUUGUUCACGACGAUGUUUUGGAGAACUAAGGGCUCGACUGAAGAGCAGCUCGUUGUUGGAACGUCGCCAAGCCGCAGCAGAUGAGGUGCUCCGGAAGGUAAAUGGAAGAAGCGGUUCAGCAGCUGAAGCUUGCUUGGACGAAUGGCUGCAAGGGUUUUAUGCGGAGAUGUCAGAGCAGGAAAGACUCCAGCAAGCCUUAUGUGAUGCUUUGCCAGCUGCCGUGCAUGAAGUCAAGGUAAAGGCAGCGGAAGGAAAAUCACAGAUAGUGCUGCUCAAGAGCUUGCACUGGUUGAUGCUGAAGUCCAAUUAUAUUGUCCUCAAGGAUCGCUUCGGGCUUUGCUUACCAGUGUUGCUCCAGAUUUUGGAGAGCUCCACAGACUCCCUGCUUCGUUUCGUUGGGUGGGAUGUUCUGAAUCUCUUGCUGGAUCGUGCAAUGGCAGUAGAAGUGCAGAACUUUGGCCCCUGCCUAGCUGAUUUCUUUGAGAGUCAUUCUCCUUUUUUUCCUUCAAGAAGAGCUUGGUCGCUUAACCGUGGCACCCUUCGCCAGUAGCUUUGUGCUGUUUAUUCUCAAGGCCUAUCCGGGCCACGAAAGCACCGUCACUGCCCGUGAUGAGCAGUUGGAACGGUUCUUGCGCUUCGGGUGCUUUCAUUGCAAGGCACAGGCACAAGCGUUCUGCCUGUUCCUGGAGUUUGGAUUACUUCCCCUCCUGGCACGAGAAGCUCUAUUGUUGGCGCCAAGCUUGCAAGAGAUCUCUGUGCUGCUCCUUCAAAGCUGUGAAAGUCCGCAAAUCAUAGAGGUACUCCUGUCGUGGCGAUGUGUAUUGCUACUUUUCAGGCGACUGCCGCAACGUUUGCCGCGAUACUUUCAGGAUAUCCUUCUUCGUGUGAUUUUUGGCUUCUUGACCUUCGUAGCUUCAGAUGCACCUGAAAGUCUUGGCUUGAAAGAAUCCCCUGAUUCGAUCCGUGGAUUUCGUGCUCCUGUGGUGGCUUCCAUGUCUUCUGCGGAGUGGGAGGAGGCAGAGGCACGACGAGAAGAGCUGGCCGUGGUGCUCCAAGAGGUACUGGAGAUCUUAGCAGAGAACACACCUCGGCCUCUUGAAAAGACCUUGAAUGAGCUUCAGUCUGGAUCCAUGCUUCCAGCCACCAAUCGAGCCACAGAAGCUUUGUCACCUCAGCUCGGCAAAUUCGUGUGCUUCGCUCGCGGAGUCAUGGAACCUCUCCAGACUGAAUGUGUAGCAGGGAAAAGAAAAGG